This is a messenger RNA of Dictyostelium discoideum AX4, 2457 nucleotides long. RefSeq names its product myb domain-containing protein (gene mybE). Gene Ontology annotation, biological process: regulation of DNA-templated transcription; DNA-templated transcription. The transcript has a single exon. The record is from RefSeq and is a predicted model, not a curated record. Bases 1 to 2457 code for a protein of 818 amino acids. Gene Ontology annotation, molecular function: DNA binding. Gene Ontology annotation, cellular component: nucleus. NCBI's taxonomy places the organism in Eukaryota, Evosea, Eumycetozoa, Dictyosteliales, Dictyosteliaceae.
AUGGAAUCAAAAGUUGGAUAUAAACCUAUGGUUGAUUUUAAUAACAACAAUAAUAAUAAUAAUAAUAAUAACAACAACAAUAUGAAACCUGAAGAUGCAAACGCUGCCAUCGAUAAUUCAAAUGCCAAUGCCAAUAGCAAUGUAAAUGGAUACUAUUCUUCACCAAGUUCAAAUUAUUCACAUUCUCCAAGAUCACCAACAUCAUCAACAGUUGUAGCUCAAUCAGCCAAUGAAGAUCACCAACAACCACAACCACCACAACAACAGCAACCACCACAACAACACCAAUCCUCACAACCGAUGCAAGAAAGUAAACCAAUCCAAACUCACAUACAACACUUAACUGCAAAUUCAACUAGUCCACAACAACAACAACAACAACAACAACAACCACAACAACAACAACAACAACAACAACAACAACAACAACAACAACAACAACAACAACAACAACAACAACAUCAUCAACAAUCACAUAACAAUAAUUUUAAUAAUAAUAAUAAUAAUAAUAACAAUAGUAAUAAUAAUAAUAAUAAUAAUCAACCAUUAUCACCACAAAAAAUUGAAAUUAUUAGAUCUGACACAACUCAAAAUAGCCACUACACAAAAUCAUCAUCACCACCAACUCAAGUCACCUCUCCUUCAAUAUCAUCUGCCACAACUCCAACAAAUAUGUCACCACCACAUUCUGACUUGAAUAAUAAUCAAAAUAAUAAUCAAAAUAAUAAUAAUAAUAAUAAUAUUAAUGUAAAAUCAUCAAGAGAUGAAGGAUCUUCAUCGUCAUCAAAGAGAAGAGAAUCUGAAAAUGGUAGCAGAGGUGGAGAAAGUGGUAGCACUUCAUCAAGAGAUAGAGAACGUGACCGUGAUCGUGAAAGAGAACGUGAACGUGAAAGAGAUCGUGAACGUGAAAGAGAACGUGGAAGAGAUAGAAGUGAUAGAAAUGAUAGAGGUGAUAGAAAUGAUCACAAUAAUAAUAACAACAACAACAAUAAUAACAAUAUCAAUAAUAAUGAUGACAGAUAUAACAAUAGUAAUAACAACAAUAGUAAUAACAAUUUUAAUAAUAAUAAUAAUAACAACAACAUCAACAACAACAACAAUAAUAAUAAUAGUGGAAGUGGCAAUAGUGGUGGUAGUGUAAGUAAUAAUGACAGAGAUCGUUCAAUCAAUGAUAGAAGAUCUGAUGGUCGUAGAAAUGUUGGCGGUAAUGGUUCACCAGCUGGUUCAUCACCUUCUUUACAAUCAAUGAAUUCAAUAAUAUCAUCAAAUAAAAAGGAUAAUAAUAAUAAUAAUAAUAAUAAUAACAAUAUUAAUAAUAUUAACAACAGCAAUAGCAACAAUAAUUACAAUAAUAGUAAUAAUAAUAAUAAUUCAAACUCACAACAACCACAACAACAACAACAACAACAACAACAACAACAACAACAACAACAAUUUCAACAACAACAACAAUAUAUUCGUGAACUCCAACAAUCGUUGGAUAGUCAAACCAAAAAUAAUCAAGUACUUUCCGAUAAGAUUCGUGAUCUUGAUGAUACAUUAAACAAAAAGACAGUGUUAUUGUCAAAGUAUAGAAAAGCCUUACUCAAGUUUUUCGAAGAUCGUGAGGUAGAGGGAGAAACUGGCUUUGACAAUUCUAGUGAAAGAUCACUCUCUAGAUCGCCAUCACGUGAACGUUCUAGAUCCCAUUCAAGAUCACGUUCAAGAUCACGUUCAAGAUCCCAUUCUAGAUCCAUUUCACGUAGUAGAUCAUCAUCACCAAUGAAUUAUGGUAACAAUGGUAACAAUAACAAUGGCUAUCAAAGUAGUAACAAUAGUAAUAAAUCUUCCUCUUACAAUUCACCAGAGAAAGGUGAACUAAAGAGAAAGAGUGGUGGUGACGAUGGAAAGGAUGUAAAAAGAAGAAAAACUGGUUCAAGAAGAAAUACCCUCUGGACUACCGAAGAUGAUGAGAAAUUCGCUGAAGCUUACAAUAAAUAUGGUAAAAGUUGGAAAACUAUUCAUAGUCAUUUACCUGAUAAAACUAGAGAACAAGUUCAAAGUCAUGGUCAAUAUUUAAUUAGAAUUGGUAAAUUACAAGAUCUUCAUAAAGAUGGUAGAAGAACUAGACAUAUAAAACCUGAUCUUGGAUUAGGUAAUAAUAAUAAUAAUAGCAAUAGUAAUAGCAAUAAUAACAAUAACAAUAACAAUAAUAAUAGUGGUGGAGGUAAUAAUCAUCACCAUUCAUCUCAUCAUAACCAUCAUUCACCAUCUCACCAUAAUGAUAAUAAACACCAUCACCAUCAUAACAACAACAACAAUAAUAACAAUAAUAAUAAUAACCACAACAAUAAUUUAAACAUUUUAAAUAAUUUAACAAAUAACAAUCAUAAUAACAAUAAUAAUUAUGAUUACGAUUCCCCACAAUCUCAACUUGACUCACCAAGAGACGAUAUCGAUGAUGAAAUUUUAAUUUAA